Molecule: messenger RNA, 378 nt
Organism: Paramecium tetraurelia
Lineage: Eukaryota; Ciliophora; Oligohymenophorea; Peniculida; Parameciidae
Exons: 2
Cellular component (GO): cytoplasm
Molecular function (GO): hydrolase activity
Source: RefSeq, a predicted model, not a curated record
AUGGACGCUGAAGUCACAAUCUUUGAUAAAAUCGUUUAAGGUUAAAUAAUAGCAAACAUCAUUUAUGAGGAUAAUCUAUGCCUUGCUUUUCAUGAUGUUAUCCCUUAGUCUCCUGUGCAUAUUCUCUUAAUUCCAAAAUAGAGAAAUGGUUUGACUUAAUUAUCUAAGGCUCAAGAACAUAAUAAAGAAGUCUUAGGCCAUUUAUUAUUCACGGUGUCUAAAAUAGUAGAAUUAGUGAAUGAAUUUAAUAGAGGAUUCAGAGUUGUCAUUAACGAUGGUGAGAAUGGAGGUCAAGGUGUAUGGCAUCUUCAUCUACACAUUAUUGGAGGAGAAUAAUUAACCUGGCCUCCAGGAUCAAUUGGAAGCUCGAAAAAGUGA